AUGGCGCUAGUGCGCCGCAUACUAGGCGACGCCCAGGCGAAACUCCGCAAAAUGGUCGACGAGCAAGUAUCGGUGGGCGCCCGGGUUGAUGCGGACGCCGAGCCGGAGCCGGCUGACCCUCUGAUCACGCCAGCCAGCUCGGCGCUCGAGCGGCCUGAGCUAGACCGACCCGUGCCGCCUGAGCGACGCUUGCUCAUCGGCACCCUGGACAAACGUAACGGUGGGCUCGGCGUCGACAAGGAGGGCACCAUCAAUAGGACCACUAGACUGUCUGUAAGGAAUGGGAAGGACAAUCCCUUCAUAGACGAUGACAAUAAAGAAAACCAGGCGAAUGGCAAGCUAGAGUCCCCGGUGAAAUGGUCGACACAAAAUGGCAGCGACAGUGGUACUUACGCUGAAAUCGGCAAUGGAGGCAACAGUCAUACCAGCGAGAGGAAUAUUCUGGAUCCUGCCGACAGUUCAGAGGAAGAAGUACCUCUGCCUGAUGCUACGUCUCCAGGCAGAAGUAGCGACGGUCCUGAACCAAGAGCUGACAUUACUGCGACACUUGAAGGAGAUGCAGCCUCCCCCGGCGGUCGUUCGGAUCGGUCGCGGCAGGAGGAAGUUCCAGCGUCCCCUGGGAUGCUCACCGCCGCACAGGUAGCCAGGAGACUCCGGAUGGAAAAUGAAAGAUUACAGGCCGAGCUGACAAGGGUCCGUCGCCUACUAGUGGCGGCUGCAGAACGAGGAGAGGCUGGGAGCACACUGCUGGAACGAGCCAAGUCUGACACCCAGGAUGCACCUCAACUAGAUCCUCAGCAGCUGGAAAAAGAACUACUGCUGGCUAGAGAAGCUGUUAACUCUUUGAAAGCAGACAAAAAGAGGUUGAAAGCUGAGAAAUUUGAUUUACUAAACCAAAUGAAACAACUCUACGCCACUCUCGAAGACAAAGAGAAAGAGCUCCGAGACUUCAUAAGAAACUACGAACAGAUGCGUUCGCGGGGUGGAGCUUCAUCAGCUUUAGGAGCGGAGCGAGCUGAACGUGAGCGGGAGCGAGCUGCCUUACUGCGUCAUGCUCGGGAUGAAGCUGAGCGCUCUCUACAACUUGCGGCCGCACUCAGUGCGAGGGACACGCAACUGAGACAUGCACGAGAACAACUCUUUGAGGCUAGAAGACAGUUGCAAGCCGCAGGAUGUCUGUCGGAGGGCGAGAGCGUGGCGUCUCUUGGCAUGGGACCGCCAAUGAUGUUGGGAGGACCUUCGGGAUUGAUCGGAGACAGAGGCAGCUGCAGCGCUGAUUCUGGUGUUAGAGGUAAAAAAUAA
Molecule: messenger RNA, 1302 nt
Organism: Spodoptera exigua (beet armyworm)
Lineage: Eukaryota; Metazoa; Arthropoda; Insecta; Lepidoptera; Noctuidae
Source: the annotation of a GenBank genome assembly